AUGGGGAAGAGGAUAAAGAGGGGCACGAAGGGGAACGCGGUGAACUACCUCACGCGCACCCGCGCGAUCAGGAAGCUGCAGGUGUCCCUCAAGGACUUCAGGCGGUUGUGCAUCUUCAAAGGCAUCCACCCCAGGGAGCCCAGGAAAAAGAAGCAUGGCGCGGACAAGACAUAUUACCACAUCAAGGACCUUCGCUGGCUGGCGCACGAGCAGGUGCUGCACAAGUUGAGGGAGGAGAAGGCCUGGAACAAGAAGGUCAAGCGUGCAGCUGGCAAGUUGAACUAUGAUGAAACUGAGCGCUUGGAGGUCAUCAAGCCCAAGUACAAGCUGGACCACCUUGUCAGAGAAAGGUACCCUUCAUUCAUCGACGCCCUUCGUGACCUGGACGACCCCUUGACCAUGGUCCACCUGUUUGCAUGCCUACCAGCUGUUGAGAAGACCGAUGUUAAUAUCCCGCAGAACAUGUGUGAGCUUGCCAAACGGCUGGCGAUGGAGUUCCAAGCAUACAUCGCCAGGACACACUCGCUGAGAAAGGUGUUCAUUUCUGUCAAGGGCUAUUAUUACCAGGCUGAGGUGAUGGGACAGUGCGUGACUUGGCUGGCACCACACCAGGUGUCGCAGCUCAUCCCAGAGGAUGUGGACUGGAUGGUGCUUACGACUUUCCUGGAGUUCUAUGAGACCAUGAUGACCUUUGUCAACUUCAAACUAUACCAUUCGCUUUCGUUGCGCUAUCCCCCAGUCUUGGACAAGCGUUUGUCCGAUGCUGCGGCCCAUUUGGAGGCCAUCAUGAAGGACCUUGCACGACCCAGUUUUUCAGGACGUGAGGAGGCGCACACAGCAUCGGGGCUUGCUGAGAUCAGCAGUUCUGUGAGGGAGCGGAUGGUGACCCUUCCUGACAAGAUCGAUGAGUUGACGAAGCAAGGAACAGCCAGACAGGAUGACUGUGCAGAAGGUGCUGAAGCCAUGGAUGCUAAAGAGAGUGAAGCAGAGAGUGGCAGUGAUAUGCCUGAAAUAGACUCAGGUUCUGAUGAAAGCCUGGACAACGAGACAAGCGAUGGGGCAGCAGGUGCUGAUGUGCCCCUUCCCGAGGUUGCUGAUGCCUGCGAGCAGGGAGCAAGCGAUUCUGGUGAUGAUGUUGGGCCAUCUGCUCAAGAAGUGGAAGGGGAGAAGGCAGCAGGGGCCACGGUUGGAGUGGACUCGCAGGAUGAAGCUACCCUCUGUGAGCGGCUCUUCAAUGGCCUGGUGUUCUUUCUUGGAAGGGAGGUCCCGAUGGAGACACUGCUCUUUGUCAUCAGGUCAUUUGGAGGUAGCGCUGGCUGGUGCGGAGAGGGGUCACCAGUCAGCGAGGCAGAUGACAGCAUCACCCACCAAGUUGUGGACAGGCCAUCACCAAAACAGAUGCGUGAGCACCGGGAAUACAUUCAGCCCCAGUGGGUCUUCGACAGCGCAAAUGCCCGCCUGCUGCUGCCGGCAGAUGGUUAUGCCCCUGGGAAGACCCUGCCUCCCCACUUGUCACCCUUUGUGGAUUAUGAAGAUGAGGGGUAUGUACCGGACUACGCCCUCCAGAUUAAGAGGCUGCAGGAAUCUGCCAACCUGGCCCGCAACACAAUAUCUACCGGGAUUGCGGACCAGACCUUCGUUGCAGAAACUGCUCGCGAGGACCCGGAGAUGGAGGAGCAGGCUUCACUGGAGGCUGCCAAGGAGGCUGAGGAGCAGUACCUCACAGAACUGGGCGCCGAACUGGGGACAGGAGACAAUGAGAAUGGCCCUUCAGGAGGCGCUUCGAGUGGCUCCAAGGCUCCAACUCAUGUUAAGGGAAAGCACAAGAAGAAGAGGACAGCGGAGCAGGUGGCCGCCGACGCCAAGGCCAUGGACGAAAUGAUGAUAAGAAAGAAGGACCGCUGGAUUUACAACCGAAUUAGGAAAAGGGAGGGCGAGCGGACCACGCGUGUGGCAAAGCUGAAGAGGAAGAGGGACGCCAUAGCAGCAAAGGGUGUGCCAGACCCGACUUGA
This is a messenger RNA of Ostreobium quekettii, 2013 nucleotides long. Lineage: Eukaryota; Viridiplantae; Chlorophyta; Ulvophyceae; Bryopsidales; Ostreobiaceae. The record is from the annotation of a GenBank genome assembly.